AUGGUUUUACACAACUGGAGUUUAGCAAAAACGUGUGGACUAGUUGGCUAUAGCGCGGUUCUUUGGGGAAUGGGUGUCGGAGCUAUUCGCUAUGGAGGACCAUAUAUGUAUCAUACCAAUCUACAUCGAAGUCUUACGAUGGCUGCUACAUUACCAGCUUCUUACGCUCUAGUACGCAUUACUGAAGCAGUAUGUUCACUGAAUUCACAAGAUAGAAUAGCCGCACUGGCACUAAUUAGCGGUAGUGCAAUUAUUCUCGAUGGCGUCGCACACACAUGGUUUCCAAGUGCAUAUGAAAAUCCAUCGUUACAGCAAAAAAAUCCUCUAGCAGCAUGUUCUAUUUCAAGAUAUGGAUCUGGUUGGUUACUCUACUUUGUCGGCAUGUGCCUGACAAUCGUUGUAUUCACAUAA
Molecule: messenger RNA, 411 nt
Organism: Rotaria socialis
Lineage: Eukaryota; Metazoa; Rotifera; Eurotatoria; Philodinida; Philodinidae
Source: the annotation of a GenBank genome assembly